Molecule: messenger RNA, 580 nt
Organism: Trichogramma pretiosum
Lineage: Eukaryota; Metazoa; Arthropoda; Insecta; Hymenoptera; Trichogrammatidae
Exons: 2
Coding region: 114-539 (141 amino acids)
Source: RefSeq, a predicted model, not a curated record
AAUUCCUUCAUCAGUUAAUUAACUAAUUUUUGAGUUAAUAAAUUCCAAAGACAGUAAACUGUCACAAUUACUAUUUCAAUUAAACAUUCAAAUUAAUCGAUUCAGUGGGAAUCAUGAAGAGAAUAAUUUUCUUAGUGUCUAGUUUCUUGGUGUUAGUUUUGCAGCAAACCAGUGCUUGUAAAAAUGGAGCUUGCACCUGUGCAGGAAAUGCAAGGUACGCUAUGUCACCAUUUUAUCAACAACCCCAAACGGUCUAUCUACCAGCACCAUCACCAGCACCGGUAGUUCAACUUGCUGCACCAACAUCAUACUACGUACCCCCAACACAAUCAAUGGACUAUACGAGUUACUCUGAACCUGCAUCAGCCAUGAGAAGCAUGUCAUCACCACAUUAUAUGUAUGGUGCCCGAAGUUAUUCUUCCCUACCACAUUACAGAUCACUUGGAUAUAUGCCAAGAUCCUAUACACCACGGUUUAGACCUUCUUACAGAAGAUCAUAUGGAGGUCAUCAAUCUUAUCCCUAUGAUUGCAAUUAUUGAAAAAAAUGAAAAAUGUAAUUUUUAAAAAAUAAAAAAAUUGG